This is a messenger RNA of Saccostrea echinata, 430 nucleotides long. RefSeq names its product whirlin-like. Bases 5 to 430 code for a protein of 141 amino acids. Gene Ontology annotation, molecular function: protein binding. Gene Ontology annotation, cellular component: stereocilia ankle link complex; plasma membrane; stereocilium tip. Lineage: Eukaryota; Metazoa; Mollusca; Bivalvia; Ostreida; Ostreidae. The transcript has 3 exons. The record is from RefSeq and is a predicted model, not a curated record.
AACAAUGGAUGGAUGUUUAGAUAUCACGCCUAUAAAGAUCCCUCGCCCUUCUUACCUUUCCUUCGUGGAUUUAGCUAUCAUUGAAGCAAAAGAAAAGGAGGAAACACUGUUGGCCAGUGCAAAAAAGAAAUAUGGAGACAUUUCUAUGAAUAUUGUCAUUAUUUACAAGACAAAGCCUACACUUGGUGUUGCUAUAGAAGGAGGACUUAACACUAGGCAACCAAUUCCAAAAGUCAUAAGUAUUCAGCACGGAGGAUCAGCGUUUGAGUCGGGAGGUCUGAAAUGUGGACACACGAUUUUAGAGGUGAAUGAUCAGACCCUCUGUGGUGUGGACCACCGUGAGGCAGUAAGGAUUAUUGCUGACGCCUUCCAAGACCCCUCCACAAACUGUUUGAAUCUUCUUGUAACCAUGGACUCUAAGAAAACAUAA